CGGAAAUCGUAACUGAUAUGAUCGUAGCAGUGCACAGUUUGACGCAAGUAGUUUUUAUAUGUAUCCAGUUGCCUACUUAUAUUUUUAUUUGCGAAUCGGUGUUAGGUAUUGUGCCGAAAUGUUUGUUCAAUAUAGUAUUAAUUUCAAUAUUACAAAAUGAUUUUAUAAUAAUUUUCGCAGUGUUAAAUAUUAAAUACCUAUACGUUUUACGUACAAUCAAGAUAAUAUUAUUAUGUAUAACUUCAGUAUAUAGCAUAUGCACGCGCCGCAUAUUUCGUAAGUAUAAGUAUGCUCAUUGACUUAUAUUAGAAUACUUUGUAAUACAAUUAUAUACUUACCGAGGACGGCAAUAAUUCGAUUUGUACAUAAAUUACACACAUUCAAAAUUAUAAAUUAUUAAUCUACCGGCUAUUGGUUGCGCAGACGAUUUUAAUUGUCUUAAAUCCAAAACGUUUAUGUAUGAAUUAUAUGUAUAUCUUAAGAGUAUAAUACCAGUAGCUGAAUAAGGAUGGGAAAUGGGGAUUUUCUCACCACUGGAAUAUAAUAUUAUAAUAUGUAGGUACAUUUAGUUCAUUCAUCGCAUAUAUACGAGUGUAAACCAAUAACGAAUAUAUUCCGAUGCACUCCAAUUUGAUUUUGAUGAAUAAAUUAUUAUUAUUAAUACAAUUUUUUUUAAAAAUAAUUUGUAAUGCGUUAAAAGUAUGAAUAACAAAAGAAAGCCGAUACUUCUUAUAGGUGUGUCAAUGUUGUAAGUAGGAAAUUAAGAAGAUAGGAUACUUAAAAGUAUUUAAUUUAUGUCUGUACGCAACAAUAAAUCGUUACUGACGAAAUAUGAUUUCGAGUGAAGUCGGUUGAACAUGUUUUUAAAUGCCAUAAUUUUUUCGAUUUUCAUCAAAAUUUGAACUUAAAAAACAAUUACAUUUAGCCCAAUUUUUUGUUUGUUGAUAAUUAAGAAAGUACAUCUUAUUUAUAUACAUAUACACCUCGAAUUCAAUUUUCCAGCAUUUCUGAUUGGCCAAACUAUUUUAUCCACAAGAAAAUAUUAAUUAAAAACUAAAAAAAAAAAAAAAUCAAAAAUUUAAAAUGCCUAUAAAUAAUUUAAAAAUUGUCAAAAUGUAAACAUUGUAAUUUUACGAUUUUUUUAAGCGAAUAGUAGAAAAAAAAAUCGAAAAUGAAACCGUUAUUUCCAUAAAAUUUCCCGGAUUUCCUAAGUUUUUCAAAAGAAUUAAAGAAACUACACAAAAAAUCAAAGAAUGACUCUUUUAAGUGCCAAUUAGAAAACAUUUUCAUCUGUAAAAGAUACACAUGAAAUUUUAUGUAAGAUUUCCAGUAAAAGAACAAAAUUAAAAAUAAUGAAACUUUUAUUACCGUGAACUUUUCCGUUUUUUUCUCAAUUAUGAAAAAAAAACAAGAAAAAUCAAAAAACGACUUCAGCACACCAACUAAAUUCUAAGUUCUACAAAAAAGCUCUAUUGUCGUUUUUUCAACUAGAGUAGGGUUGAGUAAAAUGGUUAUAGACACACAAAAAAAUAAUGUUCACGUCAUAUUAGAACCAUUGAAUUCCUCGGUGGGCUCAGAAUGUAAAAUAUCUAUCAUUAUUGUUGGAUGGGUUGAAAUUAAUAUUUGAAAUUUUAGAUUCUGAACAUAGCGAGGGAUCUAUUUGUUUUUUCAUUUUGUAUAGAAAAGUAUAUUUAUAAAACUAAUAUUGAACUUAUAUUUCGGACGCAAGACUUUGAAAAAACUUAAGAGUAAAGAUUAAUAUAAAUACACCCACAAGCAGUAGAGUUUGGUUACCAGAGGAGAAUUUCCCCUCGCCUAUUUUGUAUAAUAGGAAUAUUAUUUGGAAAAUAACCGAAUAUUAUAAUAAUACAAUAAGUAUCUUUUUAUAAUUUUUUACUUUUAAAAAAUGAUAGUGGUGGAGGUUGAAAAUCGAAACCCUCAAAAGGUAUACAUUCUUGAUACAAACCCGUCAUAAGAUAUUUUCUGCCCCAAAGCGAAAAUUUUACUGUCGUAUUUUUGACGAUUAUUAAUUUUAUUUUGCCGCUUCAAUUUGUUUAAAAUUGUAUGCCUCCCUAAGGCAACGCAUGGUUUGAUUGUACUCUAACGACGGGCCUGUAUUGAUACUAACGUAAUUCAUAUAUACAAUGUUAACCCCUUGACUUUAUUUGGAGAGUCUAUAGUAGAUAAGUAAGGGGGAAGAGAUAUAUAUUAUUAAUCGCUUAUAUAUUAUUAAAAACUGCAUUAGCCUCUAUUUUCGGAGGAAAUUCGACAAAAAAGGUCAAUAUAAUUUAGUGUAUACAUUUUUUUUUUUUUUUUAUCAUAAUUGGAAUAUAGUGAAAAUUAUGACUUUCCGCAGUCGAUAUAGAAAUUUGAAUUUAUACAAAAUAAUGUAUAAUUCAUAGGAAAUCGCAUAAAUGAUAACGAUAAAUGUUUUGUGAAAUAUAAAACAAAUGUGGUCGAGUGGGGACAGGAGAAGUUCACUAAUCCUCCUAAUCUCCUCCCUCAAUCCAUUAAUAUGUGUAUCGUCCCGGCAUUAGAGCUGGUGUUAGUAGUAAUAAUAUUUAUGAUAAGGGUCGUGGCCCAUACAAUUUGCGAUUCGUACCGAAUCUUCGAAAUUUUGUUUAGAUGUUUCUGCAUUCAAAUUAAAAAUUUUGGACUCUCGACAAGUGUGUUCUUAGCGAUCCAUAACUCUUAUCAUAAAUAUUAUGCUUAACCCCAGUAAUAUCGAUUUCAAAUCUGUUGAGACAUUUAUCUGUAUUUCGUUAAUGAAUUUUGUUUAAUUUUUUUAAAUUCCGUUUGUCGAAUUUGUAUAUUCGAUUUGAAAUAAUUACUUAUAUAUAUAUAUUAUGCAUAUUUUUUUUUCUCGGUACAACAUAUCGUUAGAAUUUGUGCGGCGAUCGAGAAUCCCUCUUAUAUUAUUUUUCGGUAAUAAUUUUCCCUGUCCUCCGAAUUUCGGACCUUAUCGCACCGGACUAAAUAAGAGAUUUGUUGUUUCGCGUAUUAUCAGUCGGAUGUACGUAUAAAAUAUCGUACCCCCAUAUUAUUUUAUUACAAUAAUCGUACACAUUUUUUGUUCGGCGACGUUUUCGUAUACAAUAUAAUAUUAUAGGUAUUAUGUGUAUCUUACCUUCUUCCGGGCGCAACAGAGCAUCGCGGACGAUCGUUUAUUCGCUAUUGAGGUUACCCGGGCCGUUACCAUUUUCCCAUCGCGGCACGGAAAAGAAGAGCGGCCGUUCUCCUGCAACCGCUGCGGCUGGCACUCCGAGCACCCGGCAGUAGUGACGACGGCGUGUUAUUGAAGCGGCAGCGUGUCGUCGCCGUCCCCUUCGACAUCAUCGUCGUAUAAUAAUAAUAAUAAUAAUAAUAAUAAUAAUAAUAAUAAUAAGCGUACGCCGCACUCGAAUACGCGUGGUGUACACGUACAGUAAGUACACGCGUGUUUGUACGUCACUUUUAUUAUUAUUAUUAUUUUUUUCUAAUAUUAUUUUGAAAUAAUAAUGAUAAUAAUAAUAAUAAUAACAACAAUAUGUAUAUAUGUAUGUACCGGGGUGCACGGUUAGCGAACGGACCGCGAGAGCGCGCGUGAGCUUUCGCCCCCGGACAACGUAUACGUAUAGCAAUAAUAAUAAUAAUAAUAAUCGCGUACACGCAGCGCACGCGCGCAAUUUCUGACGCGGCGUCUGAUAAAAACGGUCGGAACACCCCUGGAAAAAUAAAAAAAAUAAACAAAUAAAUAAAAGAGCGCGCGCCGUGUUUAUAUCACGGCCGCGAUAAUAAUUAUGGUCACCGCGGCAUACUGCGCGCGUACAACCGUACGACGAACACAAUCCGGCGGGCGGUUCGGAAAGCGCUGGCGCGCGCCGCCGCCGCCGCCGCCGCGUACGCCGGUGGACGGGCGGCCGAUCGAUAAACCGUGUGUAGACCGUUUCGCGCCCUCCGCGGGAUUUUCGGUGUCGAGGGGGCGAGGCGGAACGGGGAGAAAAGUAUAAAAAAAACCGCCAGUCAUCGGUUACGAGUAUAAAAUGUACCGCGUAAAACGCGCGGGCACCACCGACCGAGCCCACCGUACGGUAUUAGCGUAGUACACGUUAUGUUGUUGUACACCCGCGUCCACGUGGCCGACGUCGUUGUACGGCGAACCUAACCGCGUUGUCGGCCCGGUAAUGUUUUUUUUUUUUUUUUUUUAACCGUCCCUCCCGUUAGACCCGACGGUCGUCGCGCCCGCGCGCCAAAACCGUCUCGCUUAAUCAUUCAUGUUUUUCACCGCGCGUUUAUUUCGUUUACCUACGGUCGCGCAGUUGUGCGUUACAGUACCUACGUACUUAUGAUAUGCAUAUAAAUAUACUUGGUUAGGUUCAUGUAUUACAAUAAUAUUAUCUCGUUUUACGGUCCGCCGUUAAUAAUGGACGGGUCGAAAAGAAAAAAAAAACAAAACAAAUAUAAAAAAAAAGCGUGGCCGGCGAAUUUUCAUCACACUGGCCAACACAUCUCUCCUACAAUAGGUUCACAUAUGCUUUAUUAUCACCUAUUUACAUACUCUACUGUUUCCUUACGGCGACAGUUUGGCUCCCGCCAGUUUUCCGUAUGGCUUAACGCAUUCCGCCCAUCUUAACCGUGGUCAUGUUCACCUAGAGGCCAUUCGUCGAAGUAUACCUUUUUAAGCAUAUUUUAAAACACAUAAUCGUAGUAAAACCGAUCAUUCUUAACUCUCGUUAAAAUCGGGUUCCGUCAGUUUUAUCGCAUUUUCAUCGGGAAUCGAUUAGUUUUAUACAUAAAACCCGGACAGAUAAAAACACAAACACCGCGGCUAAGUGCUAAUUUUUUUUUUACAAAAAUACAACAAUGUAAAAAAAUGUGAAGGAACGUGCCGUAAUAUCGUUGCCUACAUGAAGCAACACGAAAGAAAAGAUUUUUAUCCCAUUUUCUUACAUUUUUCGGGAGCAUAGAUUGUCAUAAACUAUUUAUUUACGUUGUACAAUCAAAUAAUUCGAUUAUAAAGUGUUCUGUUGAAUUUAUCACAAAUUUGAAUAUUCCAAACAGUUAAUCGAGAAAUUUCAUGUGAAACAAUGCUAAUUAUUGGUAUCAAAUUUUACCGGAUUAUUGAUAAUUGAUCAAUUCACCGGGUACCCUAAGGAAUGUGUGGCAAGAGUGGGGUAAAACUAUAAUAUAUAAGCAUCUAAAUUAUCGAGCCUAGGCGUCUAGGCGCUGGGACCGUUUAAUACUGUACACGGGAAUAGCUGAGUGGGCAGCUAUUCAUUAGCAAGAAAAUGCAUUUUUGUAAACAUUUACGGACAAUAAAGAUUAAUUGCAAUGAUACGAAUGAGGAUGGAAACGAGGAAUCAAAGGAAAAUACGUUUUAAUUUUUUUACAUUUUUUUUAUAUGCUUAGUUCAAUACUGACACGGCAAAGCCGUCCGAGAUAGCUAAAAUAACACAAUAGUGAUUUACACCUCAAGUGAAUCUAAACUUUGAUCCGUAUAAUAACAUAAAACUAUAAUACAAGAAUAUACAAUAUUGUAUAGGUAUUUAGCAGUAAUAUGAUAAGUAGUACAAUAAUAUAGUAGUAAAGUAACAAUAUUUCAGUCGUAUCAAUAAAUAAUUAAUAUAAAACCAUCAGACAAUCAUAAUUAAUAUAAUUUUAGUCAGCAACCGAAUAACGUGAGUGUAAACGUUUUGGCGUAUAUCGUUGUACCAUUGACGUGUGCCAAAGUUGAAUUCUCAUCACAGUUUGACCACCUAAAAAAAUGUAAAAAUCAAUAAAAUAUAUAAAAAUGUUAUAACUAAUAAUUAAAAAAAAGAACUGAUAUUGGCAACGGGUGUGCCACUGUUAUAGGUGGGAAGUUGGAAAGGUAGAAUACACAUGGAUGCUGUAGCGAUUUCUUGACUGUGGGGACAAAAAUGCAUUUUUGGUAUGCCUAGGGACCCGGCAGGGUAAUUUGCCCACUCAGACAACUUAAAACGAAAAUAUCUCGCGAUUUGUAUAUCAGCACAAGUAGGUCACAGGGUAGACAAAUGUAUUUCGCAAUGAAAAUCUACUGUAAUAAUCAUAAUUGUAUGGGGUACCGAUUAAAACAUCUAAAACAGUGUCUAGGACAAUUUUUACUACUGGAAAAAAGAGAAAAAAAAUACUCUUAGGACAUGGGACACCUCUGGAUGGAACAACAGGUAUGCAUCACCAUUAGACUACAAAAACCAAUAUAUAGAAAAUAUAAUAUUGAGUUAUUUAACAAACACACAUGCAUACUGAAUUCAAAGUGUUACAACUAAAAAACUAAGUUCAACCGCUUAAUUGCAUUAUCAUUCUCAACAUAAAUUAGUACAUUCGUUUGAUUAAAACAUGUUGACCAUCCCUAUCCGUUAACCCUUCUUACGUUCAAAACUACUUUUAAAUGACUGGCGGCGAAACGGUUGACCUCGAAUUGGGUUCCAAUGGCAAGAAUUGGGCUCCAGUAUAUUUUAACGUAUACAUGAGUUGGGUCCCGGUAUAUUUAUUUAGGCAUAUUCUAUUUUUUUAUUAUUAACAUCGAAAACGUUAGUCGAGUAUAUUAGAGUUACUCAGAAGACAUCAUGUGCAGAUGGACUAGAAAGUCUCUCAAAAAUUUAGGUUUUGUUAUUUUAUUCUUAUAAAAUUAUAAAAACAUUAGAAUUAUUAUUAUUAUAUUAUCAAAUUAUUUUAAAUAUUAUUUUUUAUUAAUACAGAUUAAAUAUAUUAUUAUUAAUAUUAUUGCCGUGAACCCAAUUCGAAUACUAUCGAAUAACACCGCGGUCCCAACUCGAGUUUAAUUCAAACGAUAAAAUUUCUGGGGACCGAACUCGAAUAUUCCCGGCGAAACGGUCGUGGCGAAAUGUCCGGGUCCGAAGAAGUGUGCGGAUUCGAAAUACCGUUGAUUAUAAAUACUAAAUAGUAUUUUAUAUUAACUGUAUUAUAAUUUGAUAAUAUUUAUAAUCAAUGGUAAAACGUUGGACUAAAUUUAUCCCCUCCGCUACUGUCUAAAAUAAUGAUACCUAUCUGGAUUUUACAGGAAAUUAUUGUCGAUCAUUGAUUACCCGAAUUAUUCGAAGAAACUAUUUGAAAUUAUUUAAUAUCCUUUGGCUUUUUUUUUGUGUUUACAUUGUAGACCUCUGAAUUUUUUUAUUUAAGCCUUGUUCUUUUUUCCAAGGGGACCCAGCUCUCAUGAAACGAAUACUAUGGGGACAGUCAUCUCCCCUGCACCCGUUAUUUCGGCAUCCCUGAGGAUACAUAAAAUUAUUUAAUUUAUAUCUGUAAGCAACGAUAAACCAUUGCUAAUGAAAAACGAUUUGGAGCGAAGUUUCAUUUUAUAUGUUUUGAAUGACCGUAAUAUUUAUAGUUUUCGUCGAAAUUUGAUAUUAGAACUAAAUAAUAAUAAUACAUAAAACUCAAAUUUUUACUAUUGACCAUUGAGUACAACUUAAGAUGAACUUCCUGUUAAAUGUUCUAGCAAUUCUGUUGAGUCUAACAAUUGUAUCCACAGAGUACAUACCAAACAAAAGUUAUGUAGAAAAACUCGCAAAAUUAAAUUGUCUAUAAAUAGCUCAAAAAUGGCUUAAAUAUUUUGAAAAUUUGUUCAUCCACGUCCAAAAAAAGGACGUACAAAUUUUUGUUAUCAAAAUUGCAAGUCUCUACAAAUAUUGUUAACUGAAUUACAACAAAAAAAGAAAAUUAAAAUUAAUAAAAUCAUUAUUUUUAUUUAUUUUCCCGUUUUUUUUUUUCGGUUUUUAUUUAAUAAUUAAUAAAAAAAUUACAGGAAAAAAUCUAAAAAUUGACUUUGUAACUCACCAAUUAUAAUAAAAAUGAAACAAAAAAUAUCUCUAGUUAUUUUUUUAUUGGAGUAAUAUUUCUGUUAAAAAACAUCGUGUGUAAAAGUUUAAAAUAAUGAAAUCGUGCGCCAUAAGUUUGUUCGUUUUUUGUCUUUUUCCGAUUUUUCCAAUUAUUAUAAAACUCCUUUGAAAAUCAAAAAUUGACACCGACUAUAUAAAAUUUCUUUUCUAAAAAAGUAAUUUAAAUGUAUACUUAGUAUAUCAGAACAAGAUUUUUGGUAGAAAAGUUUUUCACAGACACAAAAAAAAAAAAAUAAAAUAAAAUAAAUAUAACGUUAAAUAAGAGAAAUAAGAGAAAUCGUCCAAAUUAACCAUUAUGACAAAUUAUAGGCAGUUCACAAAUGAAAUCAGAAGACUAACAUGACAAGCGAAAAAUAUCUUCCUCGAAAAGAGAAAAAUUACUGAAAGCUAAAAAUAUGAACACAAAUACCAAAAAUUAACUAAUGAAAACGUAUGUGUGAAAUGUAGGUACAUGGACGUAAGAUAUGGAUAAUAUAUAAAAAAGAGAAGGACAGAGUGAAGGCUCUAGAAAUAUGGUAUUUGAGAAAGAUGCAGAGAAUCAGUUGGAUAGAAAGAAGAACAAAUAAUGACAAUCGAACAGUAGCGAGCGUUAAUAAACACUCUAUAAAAAAGGAGAUGGCGGAUAAUAUGACACCUGAAGACACACGCUGAGACAUAGUGAGGGAAUUACGCUGCAUAAUGAUUGUAGAAAUUAUGGACAUAGAGGGGACUCGAUCAAAAGGAAGACUAAGAACGAAGUGCAUCGGUCAAUCAAAAUUAAUUCAAAUUCGCGUGAAUAACGGUGGACUUUUCGGAAUCAACAUUUAUCGUCGUUAUUAUUUUACAUGUUUCCUUCCGUGUCGAAAAUGGACACUUUGUCCACGAGUACGUUGAUAAUGUUCAAGCCGUAUUUUUCGUUUUCCGUCUGAUAAGCCAACGACUGGAAACUCAGUUCGACGGGUAUGCUUUUCGGCACGGAUUUGUCGUACUUGGCCGCCGACAAUCCUUCAGCCAGAAUUCCGCCCGAAAUGUAAUCGGCGUUCCUAAUGAAAACGUUAACAAACGCAAUAUUACGAACAGGAUGGAAAACGACAAUAUUUUAUUCGUAUUAUAUUUAUUAUAAUCUUCUCCCGAGAUUCUAAUAAAUCAAUAUUGUGGUCUGUCGGUUAUUAUUACUCUGUUCGCAGUUUAAAGUUCGCCGUAUUGUUGCCGUCUUCUAAUGACAUUUGCAAGUAUCCCCGGAGUUUAGACGUUCUCGGCGAUAGUAAAACGGACGCUUUGAGUUGUCGCCCUUCAACGAAAUACAUAAUAAUAAUAAUAAUAAUAAUAACAAUAAUAAUAAUAACAACAAUAAUAAUAAUAACAACAUAAUCAACUUACGAGCGAUUCGAUGAACAACAAUGUUAUUAUUAUUAUUAUUAUACAACGACGCAGAGUCACUUACCGCAAAACGGACUCGAAUCUCUAGUCGUCAAGUACAACGGACCGCGAAGUUUCGAUUCGACCGCCGCAAAACCCAUGGUCGCGCAAUUUGAAUCUAUACAGGUACAUAAUGAAUAUGCAUGCGUGUAUACAUGUAUUGUGCGCGCAAUAAAUUAAUAUCAAAUGGUUUAAUGAUAAUGUUUAUGUAAUACAGUAAUUAUUAUUUACGCGAAACGAAGGUUGGUCAGGUUGCUGACACACAUUUUAAUGUUUUACGCGAGGUAAAUUUAUGUAUAGGUAUAAUAUAAUUCCGACAUAAAUUAUUUAUUUUACUUUCGUUAAUAUAAUAAUCGUGUAUUGUAUACAAUUAUAUUAAUAUUUCGGAUAUUUACAAUCACCCUGUAUAUUUUCUAUGGUAUACACGCCGAGUUAAGUAUUCACAACCGUAUAUAUAUACAUUACAUAAUAGGCAAUUCAUUUACGCGGGUACACUCGUUAUCUCGGAAAGUAUUAACUUUUUCCGGAAUUCCUUUUCUAGAACAUUUUAGAAACAAGCUGCUCUACAGUUUUAUAUUUUUGUUAUUUUUUUUCACCAUUAUUUUUGAGGGUUAAACCACUAACUACUUUUGAUUUUAAAACGGCAAUCUAUAUUUAAAAGUCCAUAAAUAGAUGGAAUAUUAGUUAAAAUUAAUUUUAGUGUUGACAUUUUUCACUUCCGUUGAUCCGUUGACGAGAUAUUGCACUUUUGAGUUUGGGUUGGAGGAGAGUAGUGGAGUGUCAUUUGUGUGGCGGUACGACGCGCGACGUGUUAAUAAUACAUCACCACUCUCUUUAACCCAAACUUAAAAGCUGUUAAUGCACCACUAUUCUCCUCCAACCUAAAAUUAAUAGCAGAAUAUUUCGUCAACAGCUUGACAGAAAUAAAAAAUAUCAACACUCAAAUUUAUUUUAACUAAUACUCCAUCUCCAUGUUACAAAAAAAAAAAAAACAUAAAUGUAAAAUUGUAGAGCUGGUUGUUUCUUAAAUGUUCUAGAAAACAAAUUCUGAAAAAAGUUAAUACUUUCCGAGAUAAUAAGUAUACCCACUUAAAUGAAUCACCCGGUAUAUAUGUAAUAUUAAAUAUGUACACUUCCUUCGGGACACGAUAAAUAAAUUAAAAUAUUAAAACUUUAAUAUUCAAGUCUGUCUAUACGUAUUGUCGCACCACUCAAAUUUAUUUUAACUAAUACUCCAUCUCCAUGUUACAAAAAAAAAAAAAAAAAAACUAUGUGACCCAUAAAUUAGUUUAAACACUCGCGGAUGCGCAUAGAAAGAUAUUUUUUUUUAUAUAAUAUACCUAUUAUUUCUACCAGUCUACCAUACAUAAUAUUGUAUUAUAAUUUAUACACAGAUAUGUAUACCUUCGGUUUCAGGGGAAAAGGGCUUAAAUCAAUUUUCUAUUAGUUUUCAACACAAAAAAAUUCAAUUAUUGAAAAUACAUACACCUGUACAUAAUACACUAAUACGCUACAUACACUUUUUUUGUAAAUACAUAUAGGGUAUUUAUGCAGUGCAGAUCAAAAAUUUAAGGGGAGCAAAUAACAUUCGACGAAAUUAUGAUAAAAAGAAAAACGACUUAAGCUCUUUGUUCAUUAUGCAAUUUUUAAAAUCAACGAUAAAAGCUAUUUUUAUUCGUUGAUUGGACAGUUGAUUUAGAACCAUACAUUUUGUGAAAUAUUGAUAAAAACUAACUCGUAGCAAUAAAUGUUUGGCCAAUUAAUUUAUAGAAGCGCUGUAGAGGGACUAAAACCUUCUAUGGCUCAAAAACAUUUUAUAAAUGUCAUCUUAUGACAUAGGUAGGUUUCACUUUUUAUGCUAUUUUUCAUUUUAAAUAUGAAAAAAAACUAUUUUUCUUCACGAGUCACUGGUUAUACUGGUCAGAUUAUACUUAUAUCACCCUCGCUUCACUUCCGUACCCAUAAUCACAGUUUCACAUUCCAUUCCGAGCUAGUACAAUUUUUCAAAGGACCUAUUCGUCAUCGCUGGUCGUACCACGGUUUUUCUCAAAAGUCCUUUAUAUUUAAUUUUUUUAUACUGGAGGGGUUACCUGUGCAAUUUGUGGGAAAGCAUGCGCCCCUUUGGAAUACGGACCAUCCGGCGGGACACGGGAACGCGGUAAAUUGGCAUGCGUCGGGGUCGGAUAGCGCUUUGAGACUUUCCAGGUAGAACUGUAACGCCCGGAGAUGAUUGCAUACCACGCUAGAGUUCGUCGUACCUUCUGUAAUAAUCAUAAUAAUGCCAGACCUUCAAUAACCUGCUGUGCGUGGACGCAGUGACCGCGGUACUGGUCAGGUUAAACCGGAUAGCCGUAUACUAUGUAGCUGUGCACUCACCGAAUCGGCUCACGAUCACCGACCCCCGGAUCUGUUCGCAACCGGGCUGAUCCAGUCCACCGUUCGGGAAGUAAUCCACAUGACCUAUCGGGUCGAACAGCCCGAACCCUUCAGACCACACCCUGGCGCCGUCCGUGUGCACAACGUCGACGAACGUAGCAUCGUCCGCGCUGAGCGACGACAGCGAAGCCGACAACAGUUCCCUGAACAGCGGUGACGCCGGAUCCAGACCUGAUAUUAUGGACACCUCUAUUGCAGAAGACCGAAUAUUAGGUACUUAAAACUGAAGUAUCCGGUUCACCUGUAAUUCUCCCGACGGUUAUAUCGUUCAGUUUCAACGCCUUGCCCGCGAAACCGGCCACAUGGGCGCCUAGGCUAAAUCCGAUUAUGUGAAUCUGACCGGGAUCGCUGUUUAACUCUACCAUGUCCAUGAUCAUUAUCGCUAACUGACGUCCGAUCAGUUGAGUAUUGGCUGCUGCUACCGCGUAAGCAGGUCCGGCCGCUCCUUUUUCCCAAUCGACGAAAACUACGUUUGCGUCUUCCUAUAGCAGCGUAAAAAUAAAUUUACCUUAUUAAUAAUAACAGAGGUGUUGUGGACAUGAUACGACGAGGAAAGAUAAUUCUGUAGAGGCCGUGAGGAUCAUUUUGUUCAUUUGAACACGGAAUAAAUAAAGAUAUGGAAUGCAUAUAGACAGGGUCUUAUUUAAGAUUUUGUCACCUGCCGGCAACAAACAAAUUUGCCAGUUUUUAAAACGAUAACCACAUUAAUAUGCGGAAAAAUUGUAACUAUCAUUUGUCAUUUCGUUUGUACAAUUAUUCAUUUCUAACAAUGUUUUUUGAGGAUUGUUAGUCGAUUUCAAAAUAUACUCUAUUAAAUUAUUUUAUAUAUUUGAAGAAAAAAAAAGUAAACACAAUUAUAAUGUGAAAACAAGAUUGCCGCUCUUUAAAGACUGUCUCCUGAGGGGAAAUUCCAUCCCUCUAAACCAUCCCUGAAAUACAAACCUGCAUAUAAACGUGAUGUGUAAGAUCUUUUCAGGAAAAGAUUUAGGAUCAAGGUUUCUGUCCUCAAAUAUAGUUUAGAAAAGAAGCGAAAUAAAAGAUGUACGUAGGGCGCCACAAUGUCCCGGAAAUGUACGUAUGAUAGUCCACUAUUAUUUAGUAUGUACCCGGUCGGUGAUUGCAGGGUGUGUUCGGUUUUAUUAUUAUACGCACUAAAAUAUUUUCCUCCCCGUUCGGCCAGAUUUACGAUUUCGUUUUACACAGAGAAAUAUCCGUUUAAUGAUUUAUACUAUUGUUGUCAAAAAUAGUUCAGCCUACAAAGAUAUUAAAGGCUUCGGAGUGAGCGUAAGUAAUUCCGACAAAAAUAACCUUUUCAAGGUUUUUUAUUUGUUAUUAUUAUUUUUAAUCCAGUUAAUUCUUACAAAGACAACAGGUAAUGGGAAAUUACAAGGAACAUUUGAAGUAAUAUUUAUCCAAAUUAAUAUAACGUGAUUAUAAUUUACGAUUAUUUAAAGUUUUUUUUUUUUAACACCGUACAUCUCAAAAAUACUCGUGAGCAAUAGAAUUUUUUCACUAGAUUGGAAUUUCCCUCCCCCCUCCGACUGCUUUGUAUUAUAGACAUACCUGUUUUUUGAAUAAAUCAAUACAUAACCAAAUACUGGAAUAAUAUAAUUCUAAAUAACGCACUAUGACUAUAAUACUACUCUCCCCCCAAAAAAGGUAAAAUUUGAGCAUAGAAAUAACAGUUGUGGGCAUUGAAAGUUGAAAUCUCCAAAAGACAUUUGGUACUAACGCCAUGCAUAUACAAAUUUCAUAUCUCUGACUUCAUUUUGGGUUGUCUUGAUAGAGUUCAAACCUAAAAAAGUAUACCUUUCUUCCAUAACAACAUGUUGAUGGCACAGUUAUAAGUCUAAUUCAUAUAGGUAGAAUAAUAUUUUAAUACACUCGAUUGACAUGGUUCGGGAUUUAUAGCGUUCACUUAUUUUUUUGGCACGCCAUUAAAUCUGGUAGAAUGGUAUAGGAUUUAUUUUAUGUUACAACGAGUUAUAAUACGGAAAUUAAAUGUGACUUUUUUUAUUUAUUUCGAUAGUAAAAACACAAAAUAUUUUUUUUGAUUUUUUUAGUUAACGGCGGUUUUUAAAGACUUUUCUGUACUUAUUUAUGAGUCGCAUAAAAUUGAAUUUCCCUAACACGCCAUACCUGAAAAUAGUUAUGACACUGAUAUGUAAACCUAAACACAAUAGCGUAAAUAUACAAAUCGACACCAAUACGAAAAAAAAGAUUGUUUUUUUUCUUCGGUUUAAAUAUAAAAUAAUAAAACUAGUUAUAAUAUGUCCACAGUGUAUUUUAUUAGUCUGUAUUUAUUGUGUUGAAUAAGUAAAUAUGUAUAGAUAUAUAAUUUAUUACAAUUAAUAAAUGUAAAUAAUAUAUUUUGUAAUUCAAAUUUAUUAAUUUAACCGUUAUAUAUUUAUAGCAUUUAAAAUUUUACUUUGUGAGAUUUUAAAUUAGCAAAGUUGCCAUUGAUCUGGGAAACGUACAUGAGUUUUGUUUGUUCGGAUUCAAUAACCUCAUGGAAUACUUUUAAUAAUUUUUAAUUUUGAAAAUAACACCGCUCAGCCAUAGUUUUAAAGUUUUGGUAUUGUUAAAUAAAUAAUAACCGUACUUCUAGAACACUAAUGUUCAUAAAAAAUGUGAUAAUUAAUGAUUCGGCCAUUAUUAUCUUGCAUAGUUUUAAUUUUUUUUUUUUUAAAUUUCGCAUCUGAAUGUUUUUACAUAAAGUAAUAAUUUAUUGAAUCAGAAAUGAUUUAGAGAAAUCAUUUGAAUAUUAUUGUUGUAGUAUUAUUGUUUUGUCAGUAUAUGUUUUGGAAAAGCACAAAGGCCCCCUAAUUUAGGGCCCAAAUACUGCCGCAUUCCCUGCAUUCCCUUAUUUACUACACUGCCCAAACAUAAUAAUUUGAAUAUCACGGCUCCAGUACCGGUAAACCUGUGUAUUAUUUAUUUUAUAAUAAUAUAAUAUUAUACUGGGUGUCCCGCGAGAAUUUAUGCCGUUUUAAUGUCGUUUUUGGCGGUGGCGGUCACUUUAAAAUGCUCGAUAAUAAUCUCGGCGGGACACCCGCUAGCACAUGAAACGCGUACAGCAUUAUUAUAUUAUUCAUCGUAGAAUAACGUAUAUUCGUAUAUAUUCUGUUAUGUUUUACCCGCAUAAUAUUAUUAUUAUAUUUAUACGAGCCGCGUGAACAGUUUUAUAAACAACUAUAGCUGAACUAUCCGCUAUUUCCCAGACUCGAUCCGUUAAAAAUCAGAAAUCAAUAAAAGAAAUUCAAUUUAACGCCUGCCUUGUCCGUUUUUAUCCUUAUUUAUACCACAGUUAAUCGUAGUUUUUGCCCGGUACUUUAGUUAAAAAAAUAUAUAUUUCACUGUGUCAUCGUGGUAAACAAAAAAUCAAUUGAAAAAUUCGAAUUUUUUUCAUAUUGAACCAUCAAAAAUCAAAUGUGAGGCACCUUUUUCGGAAUUAAAUUUUGAGAUGAAAAGACUUUCCUCUUGUUUUAAGUACAAACAACUUGUCAGGUUUUAUCUGGGUAGGAAUAAAACUGUAGAUUUGUAGAGUGAACAAAUAGACAAAAUUUCAGUUUAGUAUAUAAAAUAUAUAGGUCUUUAACUAUGUUUUAUUAUUUGAGAUUCUGAGCGAGGUGAGUAAUGUAUUGGUUUUACUAUGAUGUGUUUUUAGGUGUCUAUAAACAACUUUUAUAUCAAAAAUCUUAUUCCAAUCAAAAACUCUAUUGAAACUUUACUAUAGCAUUUUUGAUCAAGUUGGUGCAUUGAGAAGGUUAUGUUUUGAUUUUCUUUGUAUCUAUUAAUAGAUGAAAAAAACUGGUAAUUUGUUUAUAAUUUUUAUGGAUUUAUGGAUUACCUUGGCCACAAGGUAAAAAAUACGACUAACAAUAUUCUGCUCAUAAUUAUUUUUCGUUAUUUUCUUUCCAACAACUUUCCUACAAAAACAGUGACACCUAUCAGAAGUAUCAAUCUUUACUUAUUAAAUUUACCAGGUCCAGGAGAGCGUCGCCCAAAAGUUUCGCUCCUUUGUCACGUCCACUUCCCUUGUACCCAUGGAUUAUGAUUUUGGUCGGCAGUCCGGGUUUUAAGUUUGAGUUCAACAUUGACACGCGUUCGUCGCCGUACGUUAUCGAAAUCAGAUCGCUGCGGUUUUCUCUGGUCAUCACCAAGAAUUUCGUGUCCACCGUGUCCGGUGACUGGGGUGAUUUGAUGAUAGGCGAAUAACCGGUGCGGGGCACGGGAAAACAUCCGACCAUGUCUUGAAAAAGACCGAAAACAGGCAAAACAGGCACAAAAAAAAAAAAACAAAAUAAAUAAAUAAAACCGCCAAUUCGAACGGGUCAUAUUGCAGUGUUAAUUCAUAAAUAUGCAUAACACGUCCGAUCGUUUUUACACGAGAUGAAUAAUAAUAUAGGCAAUAUUCGUGAACACCGCAUGCAUUCGGUGAUCUUAUAUUGUAAGCUAGCAAAAUUAUACUGUUAUCUCUUCUUUUUGUCAUGUAGUCAUUUCAAAAGCACACGGCACUCGUACCAUAUACCUAUUAUAAUAGUCGUGUACCCGUGUGUCGCGGAAUAAGUUUCUUCUCAGUUUGUUUGUUUGUUUGUUUGUUUUGUGAAAACGCUUUUUUUUUUGUUUCGUUUGUUUCGAAAAAAACGAAAAAUAUAAUAACAAUAAUGAUUACCGGUUCCUGGGUUAUAAUGUCUGACGUAAGUGUAUUAUUGUUGAUCGGUUUAUAAUAAUAAUCUCUGUGUGUGAGUAAAGGCUCGGGACUUAAAGCAUUGGCUUAUUUUCUAUUGACUUGUCAUUAAAUCUAUUAACAGCGAGUGCUUUAGGAGUUUAUGUAAUUUAUACUUGUUCUGCUUUUUUUUUUUUUUUUCAUAAUUUCUGCUUUAUGAUUACAACAUAUUUACAUACCUCCUAAACGGUGGCCAUUAAUGAGAAUCCAGAUUGUUUUUCGUACUGUGAUUUUUAAAUGAUUUCGUCAAUUUAUAAUUAGAAAAAUUUUAGAGCAAUAAUUGUACCUAGAUCACGUAGUAAAUUGACUACAUGAAAACGACGCAGACAGUAAUAAAAAAGUUAAAUUGUGAACACAGUAAAAUCUGGUUAAUCAAUCUAACUAUUCAAACGGAAUACAGUUGUUCUAGAAAGAAUUAAUUUGUAUUUAUGAUUUUUGUGUUAUUAGAUUAUUUUAUUUUAUUAAUUUUAAGGCGUGCUAUUUUUGAGAUUGCUUUUAAAAAUAUUUGUUUAAGUGCUUAUUUUAGCGCUUUAGGUCCCGAACCCUGGUUUUUCUGUAAAUAUAACUAGUAGACUUACAUGGCAAGUUCAUUGUUAUGUGUAUAGGAAAGGCGCGGUUUAGUUUUUUAAUUAAAGUCCUCUUACCGUAACAAAUUUGUUUAGACGCCGCUCUUGACUUUUUUCGCUCUUGCCUUCUGGACAAAUGAUCCCUGACCAGCUGCAUCGCUCGCUUGCCCAAUAUAUUGGACGGCCAAAAUUCAUAAUUGGAAACUAUAAUGAUAUUAUAUUUUAUUCGGCACAAUACGUAUUAUUAUAACAUCAUGUUCAAGAGCUGAUAAACAUUCCGACGAGAUCACACUAUAUAAUUAUCGUUUUAAAUCGCAUGCUGUCGCCUUUCAUGCCCCGAUAAACAAUAUGUGUACCUCUAUUUAGGUACCGAUUAUAAUAUUGUGUGUAAUUAUGUUUUCUAUCGCUUACCUUCGGAUGCCGUUUUGGUCAGGCCCACGUGCGCCAAGACUAAACAGGCCGUUACGCAGGACAAUUUGAAAAUUGCCGCGCCGAAAUUGUUUGCACGCAUGUUAAUCUUAUAUAAUCAAACAGCGAUUGAUCGCUGGGUCUCUUCAAUCGGAUAUAAAUGAUAUAUAAAUACGAGUGGAGGCGAUUUUCGCGACGCGUUCCCGAACACACUGCAGCACUGGUCUCACAUGACUGAGAAAAAAAAAAAAUAAAAAAAAAAAAGGAAAAAAAUAAAAUAAAAUAAACACUAAUAAAAUACCGCUAUUACAACUAUAUAGGUAGGUACGGAUAGGUACGUUGAGGAGAGUUCGCUGCCUAUGUAUUGAUAUUAUAUAACUCCGCCGCCGUCGUAAUGUUGACCAUUAUAUAUAUGUGUAUAUUAUAUUAUUAUAUUAUUAUUGUUCCUCGUUUUAUUAUGCUGCACGCAGGUAUACUGAUGUAUGAUGUGUGUGCGUGGUAUGGCAUGGUGGGUACGUGUUGUUUUUUUACUUUCACUCGCCGUCGAAGGUAAAAAUUCCACUAGGAAAGUUAGGCGGGCGGGUGGGCAUAUGAUGUUGUUGUACGUUAUACAGGUAGUUUCACGGAAAACGAACACGUUGACCGGGUUGUGGCGUGUAGAGGCACACGGUUGUUGAACGUUAUUAUACGCGCCCGGCGCAUCGGCUGGCACGGCGUAAGUACACUGUAAACGGCGUUAAACAGAUUUUGCGACAGAGGUUUUUACGCAGAGUAAGAAAAAAAAAAAAGCUACUCUAACGUGUAGGUACAUGCAUAUCGUAACGAUAUUUGAAAACGUUAACUAGAAAAAAUAAUACGAUUUACCUAAUUGAUAUGUAAGUAUCGCAAGUGUACAGGCGCAUACACGUACGUUGAACAUUACGACGCCGACCGCACCGAAAUAAGCACACUGACAUGUGUACCGUUACAAAAUGCAGAGUGGAUGGUCGACGUGACGAUAAAAGCUACAACAAUGCAGAUAGUAUAAUUUAAAAAAACGCACACAAUUGUUAUUGUUGUAAUAUUUAGGUGGGCACGUCGGUACGUGUAAUUUUCCGGUUUGAAUAAUAAUUGACAAUAAUACGCAGCAAUCGUAAUUCGUUGGGUGAUUUACAGUUCGGGUUCGAGCGAGGAAAUGAAUGUACGGAUUUCAAACGCGACAAUUAUAAGUACCUGGGUACAGUGUGUGUUGUAGCGACUGCGGGUCGGCAAUUUUCGGUAACGUGGAGGGAGUCGGGGGACCUUCUUUUUUUCUCUCUUUUAUUACCAAGCAUAAACAUAAUAACGAUAUUCUGUAGCAGUAGCAUAUUAUAUAGAUAUUAGAAAACGAAUGCAAAUAAAAUAAUAAUAUUAUUAUCAGUAUAUUAUACUAUAAUAUCUUAAUAUUCUGGCACGUACAACUAUACUAUGUGUACAGAAGUUAGACCGAUAUACUUGACAAAGGCAUUGACAUAAUUAUUACUCCUUACAAAUACUAAUAGAACGUUUAUGGGCACUUUCAACAAUUUACUGUAUAUUUUCUGAAAACCUAUAUAGAUAACGAAAAAAUACACAAGAAUAAUUUGCAAAAAAUAGGACUGUUAAACAGAUUAUCGUCGAAAACAAAAUAAUAUUGCCGACGGGUGGACACGGCGUAGGUAUAUUAUAAUAACUGCGUAAUUACAAUAGUAUUUUUUCAUAUAGAAUGUGUAGUAAUAAAUGUUUUAUUUGAUUUACUAAUAUUCUCUCAUGAUGAUUUUGAAAUGUACGAGUACAUGUACCUUAUACCUAUUUAAUUUUUUUUUUUUUAGUAUUAUUGUGCUAUAUAGGUUACUCGCACUUACACUGAUGGGCUUAUAUACUAGAGUAAUGCGAUUAACAGCUAUAUUAUUGCUAAUUUAAAAUAUAAGUACUUAUAUCUACCUUGAAUUCGUACCUAUUUCAUAGACAAAUUCGCCAUUUUUUUGAUUGUGUACAGUGUUGUAUAAAAAUGCAUUUUAAAUUAUCUAGAUUAAAGAUAAAUAAUCCACAUCUUCAUAAUUAUUAGUGAGAUUAAAACAAAAAAAAAAUUGUAAUUACCUACCUACUAAAAGUGUGCUUACCUGAUAUAUUAUGGUAUACAUCUAGAUUUCAGAAAAGCUGUUUGUAACUUAAUAAUAAAUUUAUAAACCAUAAUACGUAUGAAUAUAAAUUAAAUAUUUUAUCUACAUUAUUUCUAACUUGAAACGAUUUAUAUAUACAUUUACACUAACGACCUAAUUGUUUUCUUGGAUAGUUGAUACACCAUUUAUUUGGAUAAAAGUUAAAACGUAUAUACCAAAUUAGAUUAUAAAACACAAAACUGCUCGAAACAUAAAAUAUAAAGCUUAAUAGUAAAACAGAAAAAAAAAGAGGUGAAAGGUACUACUGAUGGGUGUGCCACUUUUGUGGAAGGAAAGUUGGGAAAAUAGGAUAUAUGAAUUAAUUAAAUUUAUAGCAUUGCUAACAAAAUACGAAUUUGAACAAAGUUCAGUUAUUAAACAUGUUUUGAAACGGUGUAUUUUUUACGUAGAUUUGUCAGUUUUCAUUUUACGUAUUUUUCGAGAUUUUCCUGAUUAUUAUGAAAACUGCUUGGAAAAUUAAAAAAAUAACUCACUCAAUCAUUAAAUAGAUCUCAAAUACAACAAAAAAAGGUCACUUGUGAUUUUUUAAUUGAAGGAAAAUUUCUAGUAGAAAAGUUACUCACAAACACACGAAAAAAAAAACAUUAUAUAGUAAAUCCAAUAGAUUUCUCACUACGCUCAGAAUCUAAAACCAAGGGAAGGUGACAACAUUAUUGGACCAUCCUAAGCUCAAUUUCCCAAUUUCUAUCACAUAUUAUUAUUAUUGUUUUUGUUUUAUUAGUAAAAAUUCGAUUUUUGUACAUUUAAAUAUAAUUGAUUUAUUAUUAGUAUACCUAUACGCAAUUCUACGACGAAUAAGGUCGACAUUUAAAAGUGUUAAUUUCACUAAUUUAUUUACGUAUAUUAUUGUAAACGUCCCAUAACUAAUAGUUACAAAUUAAUUGUAUAUUGUCUAUGUGAAAUAUUUUAGUAGGUAUCUAAUAUUCGUUGUAUCGACUGCACAGAUACUAAUUAUGUGUCAAUUUAUAUGUCACCGCAGCUCGCAGUGCUAAUACGCCGUAAUUAAAUAUUUAAAUAUUUACGCGAGCCGAUACAAUACGGUCUUAAAUGGAUACUUAUUUAGAUAAUAUAUAGCCGACCUCAAAAUUAAUAUUGUUUCUGGCGCGGUUAUUUUUCCUAAUAAAAUAUAUAGACACGCCAUCUACAUCAGGAGAUUUGUUCGUAACUAUACCCAGGCCCGUAUUGAUUACUCUUAUGGGACGGUUGCAGUUACCACUUCAAAGGGUGCCUAAACCAGUUGCGUAAUAACGGUGCAGUAUUGGGGGUAUCUAAUAUACACCUACCUCUCUCAGAGGUACACAACUUCUAUAAUUUGUCUCGUGACCUAAACAUAAAAAUUCGAAGAAGGAAAAUUAACAGUACAAUAUUAAUAUCAAUCAACAACAAGUGCUUUUUUUUUCCUUUUUGAAGGAUUUUAAGGUAAGAUUUUAUCCAUUUUUAUAAUAGAAAAAUGCUUUCAAAAUUUUAAAAGUUGAAACUUCUCACAGGAAGAAUAUACACUAUUAGCAAAGCCAGAUUGAAAAAUAUUGAGGCUCUGUACAGUCAAUUUUGCGGACCUUCGAUUUUCUGAUUUGACCUUUCCUUCAACAUUUUUACUUUUUGAAUUCUAGGUGAAUCUUUAUAAUUUGUCUUUGUCAAUCAAACCUAAUGAAAAAUCCGUAUCUUUUAAGGCACAAUUCGAAAAAUUCGGAGCCUUCUUGUUAAUCGAUAACGUUUUAUUUGGAUAAAAAAAAAAAACCUAAGGAUGAACUGUUUCGUAAAAAUUUUAUAAAAUGUUCUAAAUAAAGCAGGAUAUUAUUUCACCUGGAUAUUAUCUUUCGUGUAUGAGCAUAAAAAUAAAAAAUAGUUUUGCUCGUUCUCGAAAUCACGCGUCGGCGGUGGUCGUUUGGUAUUGUUUUGAAAUCCUAAAUAUAGUAAUAAUUAUAGUCACAGUAAAAAUUUGUCAUAAAAUAAUAUAUGACAACUUAUUGUUAAGUAAUAUGUCUAGAUUUUCAGUAUGGUUAUACCUAUGAAAUAACAAAAUGCAUACUCGCGAGAUAAAAUAUAGUAUAUAUUCCAAAAUUGUGCAAACAGUUAUAGAUGUACGUAUUAUUUCAAAAGAAAAUACAAUUGAAUAGAACCAUAUACAAACGGGAUGAGGGGAAGGGAGAUUAACUUUUUUGUUUUACAUAAUAUACACAAUUUUGUAGGUAAAUUUAAAAAAAAAAGUCCCCAUAAGGAAAUUUGUACCACUGAUACAACCUCCCACUAUACAAAAGUUAUAUGUACACCACUACACUAAAAUAUAAAAUAAUGUAAUGUUAUAAAACACGUUUAAUGUGUAUUUAAUUCGAAUAUUGAACAAUCAAAUAUUUUCAAUAAUUAAAUAAAAUUAUGUAUAGGUAUAUAUAGCCAUAUAGGGAUUGUUCUUAUUAUCGUAUAACAUAAUACUCGCAUGAAAAUCCGGUCGUGAAAAAAGUGCAGUAAAGAAUAAUAUUAAGUAUACUUAUCACCCUCGGAUGCUUUUUCAGACCCUCACGAUGUCGUCGUGUAUUUUUAUAUUAUAAUAAUAUAUUAUUAUAGUGAUGUCCUCGACUUUGUAAACAUUCGUUUAUUUUUAAAUAUACAAGCGGGAUACGCGUGUUGAGUGACGAACUUUCGACCGUUUUCAUCGUUGAGCGUUAGGUAGGUACUGUAAUUUAAUACCCCUACUACACUCUAAAUUUUUACCCUAAUUCCCCUGUAUGGAGUAGAAAUAUAGAAUAGACAAACAAAAAAAAAGCAAUGAUUUUUUAAGUAUAUGAAUGGAAUUUGAGUUGUAUACAUAACAAGCAAACAAAAAAAAAAACUUGGAGUCGGUACUUCUGAAACGCUGUUAUAUAACACAAUACUCCAGAGUAUUUCUGAAACGAACGAGAAAACUAAAAGUAAUAAAUGCCUACUCAGCGAUGGGUGACAGAACGAUGAUAUUUUUGGAUUUUUUUUUCGAAUUCCAAAAAUUCCAAUACGAAUCGACACUAUGUGACAUUAUUGUUUUUACACUUUAUCACUCAUUGCAUAGUCUGUAUGAAAAAGAAAUAUGGUGUUAUGUUUACGAGUGUAAGGAUGAUCGAUUCGCAUGUGAAUUUCGGAAGAAAUAUUAUUAGAGUUUUUGUUUUACAUUCGAUAUAUAAUGCUAUAUAUAUAUAUAAAAAAAAACCGAUAAAACCCGGGAUUUGGAGUAAGAAAACAAAUUUCAAAAAUGUCAUCGUUCGGACACCUCACACUGAGUACUAGAAUUUUCUAUUCCUAAUUUCGUUUCAAAAACACCAUGCAUAUAAUACACAUACCACAAUAUAGAGACAAUCCUGUGUGCGUAUAUGGUCUUGAUUUGAGAAUCGCCUAAAGUCUCAUAAAGCUUUUAUUUAUAAUAUACGUAGUCUAGUUUAAAGUUAAUUAAUUUAUAUCGAUCCCGUCGCACGACGAGAACGAGUAUACAAAAGGCUUUAAAGUCGAGUUCGAGGAUACUAGCGGGUGGCGGCGGGUGGUCAUCGCAACAGAGGGCACCCACCUAAUAAAACAUCAAUACGACAUUCGUCUAGUCUAAAUAUUAUUACAAUAAUUAGAUUGUCGUGCGUGCGAGAAACCAUAUGUCAAGGAUAAACGAUCGUUUUACAAUGUUGAUCGCGAAGGACGUUAACCCAGUAUAGCUACGAGUAUUAAACACUUAAAAAUGAUAUACUAUUAAACAUACGAUAGACAUCAUUAGAAUAAGAACUGCCCUACAUUGAAAAUUUCACAAACAGAUGAAGCAUUAGUUUAAAUACAUUUUUAUGUUGACAUUUUAAAUUUUCAUUAAUAUGUUGACGAGAUAUUUCACUUUUAAGUACGAGAGUGGGAAGCUUAGUAUUACCUAUCAUUUUACGAAUUAAUUCCGUUACGUCCGAAUUGGUUCUCGGAUUGUAACGAAGGAUAUAUUGGUUACUAGAUUAUUUUAAAUUCAAUUUCCUUUCCAUUUUAUACUGAAGUAGGAUUAUCAACAUUAUGCAUACCACCCAUUGUCCAUUGAUUAUCAUAUAAUAUACAAUCCAUAAAUAAAAUAAUACGACGUAUUAUAAUCAAUGAUAUUAUGUAAAUACAAUACUACUAAAUACGUACACUACACGGUUAUCGGCGGAUUACUGAACGCAGUAACGAAUAAUGUUUACAGAUAUUCGUUUGUAACGACUGAUUUUAUCCCGAUUUCUCAUUUAAAUGACAAUUUAUUACAUUAUAUACAUCCUACAACCUUACAUAAUAGUGAGAAAUUUGCUAAAUUAAUAUUAAAUAACAUUAUUAUUUAUUAGAUUUCAUUUCGUCUUUAAGGGGAAACUAUUCCGAUGUUAAUUUUUAGGUAUAGGAAUUAAUUCGGAUGCAGAUGUUUAAAAUUUUCAAAAUUUUCUUCUUCCUUAACACAAACUUAAAAGAGGAAUAUCUCGUCAAUGGGUUGUCGGAAAUUAAAAAUGCCCAUACCAAAAUGUAUUUAAACGACAUCUAUUUAUGGAAUUUUGAAUAUAAUUUGCUAUUUUAAAAUCAAAAGUGGAAAGUGGUUUUACCCUCAAAAAUAAGAGUAACAAAAAAUAACGGAAAUAUAAUAUUUUAGAACUGCUUAUUUCUUAAGAAAUUUAAAAAGAAAAAAAUUCUGAUAAAGUUUAUUCUUUCCCAGUAUCUUAACGAGGAUUGAUCACUCUGUAUAUAUUAGAUUUGUCGGAUACUUUUCAAGAGAAAUGUGUUUCGAGUACCUAUAUAAACGCAAAACGCGGAGAUAAUACAUUAGUUGUGUUUAUGUAUACUUAGAGAUGGAAUUUGUCGAUGAAUUUUCGAUCCUUCAUCUUUAUUUAAUCCUAUAUACGUAUACAACAAUAUCUUGGCUAAAAACUCGUUUCAUUGUGCUUUAUAUAUUAUAUACAUAAAUAAAUAAAUUAGUUGUGAGACACCAUUUUUAGAUUCCGAACGAAGGAAUGAAGAUUUUGUUUAGUGAGAUGUGUUUUUAUUUUACUGUCUGUUUUUGGUUGCAUAUUUUGACUAUAGUAUAUAGUUGAUGUUUUGGGAUUAUUAUUUUUUAUUUUGUAAACAAUUUUUCCACCAGAAAUUUUGCUCUGAUGUAUUAGGUGUAGUAUCUUUUCCGAAAGGAAAUUGUAUCUACUUGGGACUUAUAAUUUUUUGAUUUUCAAAUAGCUUACAUAAUAAUUAGGAAAAGCCAGGAAAAAACGUAAAACUGACAAACAUACGGCUUUAUGAUUUCAUUAUUAUAAAAUUGUUUCGCUUUAUAUUUUCUACCAGAAAUAUUACUCCGAUAAAAAAAAACGACAAGAGAUCAUUGUUGUUGAAUUUUUAAUCUAGUUGGUGAUUGAGCAAGUUGUUUUUAGAUUUUCCGUGUAAUUUUUUUAAUAGUUCAUAAUUUACAUUUAAAUGACCAUUUCAUUUUAGGACUUUUCCACUAAUCUACUGCCCGAUACCCAUUUAAGGGGAAGAGGUAGUGGGUACGGCCGUUUUUACCAACGAAUAUGAAGUUUCGGACCAAAAAACCAAGCGAAAAUGUAAGGGUUAGGUAUGACGGAUUUUGAUUGAUUAACAAGUUUAUUAUAGGUCAUGAUGGACGUGAUUUUAAAUACCUAUCUAUAUUUUUUUUAUGAAUUAUGAUAUCGAUGAACAUAAAUAUGAUAUUAUUAAAUUUAUAACAUAUUUACGUUUUCAACUAGUAUUACUUAACUGCUACUUUGCGUAUAAAUAUUAAAUCGUGUUAUAUUAUGCAACAAUAAUAAUAUUUAAUAAUAUUUAGAUAUAACAUACUUGAUAAACAAUGGUUAUAAUUUAUUAGUCUGUUAAUGUUUACAUAUAUGCGCGUAUUGUGUUAUGUAGAUAUGUGUCUUUAUUAGUACACAAGCGUUCGAAUGUACAUUAUACAAAGAUUAAUUUUUUUAAUUUUAUCAUCGUGAGGUUAAGAAAUUACGAAUCCGAAAUUUAUGAAACAAACGGUUCUAAAAUGUUACUUUAUCGUUAUUUUUUGUCGUCCUUAUUUUUGGAGAUGAUACCAUUAUCCACUUUUGAUAUUCAAAUAGCAGUAACCUUUUUAGGAUAAGUUGCAUACAUAUACGAAGUUUUAGUUUAAAAACAUUUUAGUAUUGAAGUUUUAAAUUUCCGUCAACCCAUUGGCGAGAUAUUUCAUUGUACUCAUCGCUUCACUCUUUAUAAGUCUCUCAACUAUAAUUUAAUACUUUUUUACAAUUUAAAUCAAACAAACUAUAUUCGCUUUUUUCGCUUUUGUUAAUAUAUUACUUAUCAAAAUAAAAAAUAAUCUUAACUUACAUCAACAUAUUAUAACCUUUAAUAAACUUUAUGUUGAAAAAGAAAUAUGUUAACAUUUAUAUGGAGAAUAUUUAAGUUUCCCAAUAAAAUUAUCAAGCUUCGCAGUUUUAAAAAUGUUAUUUUAUAACAUUUAAUUUUAACACGUUUUGAGCAAUUGAAAUUAAAAAAGAGCUGAUACUGGGAAUGGGAGCGGCCACUGUUGUAGAUGAGAAUUUGGGAAUGUAGGAUACAUUGGUAGGUUAUAGCAAUGGCAUAUUUGUAAGCAACGGCAGACAAUUGCUUGACGAAAGACGAUUACGAGCGCAAUUCAAUAAUACAUAAUUUGAAGUGCCGAAAUUUUCUUUGCGAUUUUCGUUUAAAUUUGAUUUCGAAACGCUUAUUAAAAAAAAAAAAGAUGUCCGAUGUUUUUAGAAAUUUGAUUGUAUCUAGGUAAGUCCAAUAUAAGUAUUAUUACCAAGUUUCAAGUUUUUAUGUGUAUUUAUAACCAAAAUAAAGUAAAAAAAACUCUCAAAAAUUAAAAUUCCUUAAAAGCUCAAAAGUGGUUAAAAAGUUUUGGAAAUUAUACCGUAAAAAAUUAAAUCAAAAGGUCAAUAAAAAAGGUAUUUAAUGAUUUUUCAACUAAAUCAUUUUUUUUGGUAGAAAACGUCGUUCAUGUUUUUAUAAAAUAAUGAAAUCGUGAAAUUAUACGUUUUCCUACGUUUUUUUCCUACUUAAAUGAUUUUAUUUAAAAAAUGACGUCGAAAAAUCAAAAAAUGACCACUUUAAAGUACAAUCUAAACAACUUGAGCUUUCAGAAAAGAUGCUACACAGAUGUGUAAACAUCGGAGCAAGUUUACUAGGAACAAACGUGUCCACAAACUAGAAAAAAGAAGAAAAGAAAUAAACAACUUAGUAAAACCAAUAGCUCCCUCGCUACGCUUGGAAUCUAAAUGUUUAAAAUAUGUUUUAGAUUUUGAGUGGAGCAAGGAAUGUAUUGGUCUUACAACGGUGUUUAUUAUUAUUAUUUUUUGUAUAUAUGAACAAUUUUUUACAAGAAAUUUUGCUCCGAUUUUUAAGUGUAUCAUUUUUUUCUGAAAUGUAUAGCUCAUUUUUAGAUUUUUCCAGCGGUUUUCAUAAUAAAUCGGAUAAUUGGAUUAAAUCGUGUUCUAUAUUCUUUUUAUCGUAGAUUACUGAUAGAUCAUUUUCUACUCAUAAUUUAUUUGUAUGCUGUAUCACAGCCCGUAAUGGUUCUAGGGCUGGUCCAUGUUGACCUGGUAGCUGGCCCAAAGCUACUUUAUAAUCACCUAGGGUUGGGAAAAUGCACACUCCUGUCCCUCCUCAAAUGACUCUCCUGACAUAGUUUAUUGUUUGAAAAUUAAAAGUGUACAUUGGUUUCAUCACCCUUGAAAAUAAGGCUAACAAAGAAUAAUGAAAAAACAAAAACAUCUUAGAGUGUUUUUUUUUUUUUUUUUUUUUUUUAAACGUCGAAAAACAAAACAAAAAUUCCGAAAAGUUAAUAAUUUCGGAUAAGAUAGGUAAUGAAUGUUUUAUAGAGUAUAAAGGAUUGAUCACACUACAUAAUAUGCUCUACCAGAGCUAUUAUAAUAAUAAUAUUAUACAGCGAAUAGUACGAUACGAUUUAUAAUAAUAAUAGAUACCUAGUCUAAUUUAAUACUGUGGCGCGUAUCGUAAUAAUAUGCUUCGAUAUUUCCAGCAAAGGAAGAACAUCGUCUACUCGUACAAUAUCCCUUUUAUAAUACUAAUAAUACAGUUUUGAUUAAAUUAACGAGUGUUUCAAAAUCGCAAAGCACACCGAGUAAAGUAACAGUAUAAUAUUAUUAAAAAUAGGACCGAAAAACUUUAUACUUCCCGUAUUGUAAAUAUAAUAAUUUAUUAUAUUAUACGUAUACCUAGCAAUACCCAUACAUAUUUAAUUCUAUAUUUUGCGGUCCAUAUAUUACAAAAUAAAGUACCGCUAUACCUUUUUAUAUUCAAAGCGUAGCGACUAGCGAGGAAUGUAUUGGUUUUGAAAUGAUAUUUAUUUUUUUUUCUGUGAGCAUUUUUUUGCCUGAAAUCUUGCACUGAUGUAACAAGUAUAUCACUUUUUCUAAAAGGAAAUUUCAUUUAGUUGGUACUUUAAAGAGGUCGUUUUUUAAUUUUUCAAGCGGUUUUGAUAAUAAUUGGUAAUAAACUUAGGAAAAAUGGAAAAUUUAGUUACGCACAUAAAAGAAAUUUCGCUCUGAAUCGUGUUUCGUUAGCAAUGGUUUAUCAUUGCAUAUAGAUAUAAAUUAAAUUUCUCUCUAUAUCCUACCUUCUUGACUUCUUACCUACAACAGUGGCUCACCCAUCGUACGAAGUAUGUCUGUCUUUUUACACUUGUAGCUGUAUUUAUAGAUGGGUAAUAUUUCUGGAAGAAAAGUUGUUCACUGAUAAAAAAAAAAAAUAACUUAAUAAAUAUUUUGAAUAUUUUGAAAAUUUUACCACAUCUAGAAAAGGCAACAAAAGGUGCUACACUUACAAAUCGGAGCAAGAUUUCUGAUAGAAAUUGUGUACAAUAGGCAUAAAAAAUAAUAAUAAUAAACACUGUAAACCAAUAAAACCACAUCGGUUUUUUCCAGUGAAAUAUAACAAUUGUUCGUAAAAUAAUAUUCUUAUAUUCGUUUAAUAUUAUUAAUUGUUUCGCGUUCAAAAUUAUGUCACGGUGGCAUUUGUGAACACGCGGCACACUGCGUAGCUCCGUCUUUAUUAGUUAUAUUAUGUAAACGACAGUAGACGAUAGGUAGGUAACAAUAGUAACAAUAAAAAUAAAUCAAAUACUGUGUCUUAUAUAGGUUAUAGAUAUGGUUACGUGGGUAUUGUCGAAGAAAAAACAGUUGUAAAUAAAUAUGGUAUCGUAUUAUUGAAUAAUAAAAAACGAAACGGAAGAAGUCCUGAUCACCAAAGAAAUGUUGCGAAAACGAAGAAAAAAACCUACCCGCUUUUCGCCCGACGAAAAUAUAUUUUAAUAAUGCAUAGAUUAUUUUUUACUAUCUACCUAUAUAUACAUUUUUUUAUUCAAGAAAAUCAGAUUAAAUGACAGAAAAUAAAAAUGUGUAUGUAUACAUUUUUGAUUAAAUUACCCCGGCAAGAAUAGCUUGUAGUGGGAGGAGGGGAGAUAAAUGAGUUACUCGUUAACAAAAAUCAAAAGUCAAAAUUUAAAAUAAAAUAGUAAAUAUUAAUUCCCAUAAAAGUUGAAUUUUCUAAAUAAAAACUAUGACUAUUGUUUACAAAUUAAGAUUUUCUAUUAAAUAAUUAUAAAUAUAUUUUUUCAUUAUAUAAAUAACUUAGUUCUUUUUUAAAGUUGUAAAAAACAUUUUUUUAAGAAGUAAAGGCAUAGAAAUAAACAGUUGAACCUAUAUAAUCUGUGAAAUGUUUACCAAAAUAUUGUUUUGUGUAUCAAACGUUUAUGUCGCACUCUCUAAUUUCACGUGUGUUAAAUUAUUAACAACUUACUUACCGUCAAAUUUAUUUAACUAAGUAAAUUGUUUGUACAGAGAUCUGACAGAAAGUACAUUAAGUUCUAAAUAACUUUUUGUAGAUGAACCUAUUAAAUGAUUUUUAUUUAAGCAUAUUUGAACCACUAGGUUCUGUUGAACUUCUAAAGGUCUCAUUGAACUAUUUGCUUAGCAUCCACAGACUAUACAACCAUCAUACUGUAAAAUAGAUUCGUGCAAAGCUUGAUAAACAGUAAAUAUCGUUUUAACGGAUACGAUUUUAUUUAAUUUAUAGAUCUUAAAUGCAUACCUAAAUUAUUGAUAUGUACAUUGCACCGCAGAUGGCAAUCUAAAUUUAAACCUAAGUACUUAGCUCUAUUAUUCUUACUAUAUUUUCUGACAAUCAUGACGAAUAACACUAACAUCAUUAUAUGAAUGAAUUUGUAUUUAAUUGAUUGGUAUAAUGGUUACAUUUUUCAUAGUGAAAGCACUUAAAAAGCAUCAAAAACAGUUUUACUUAUAUUCAGUGACAGUUUUUUAUGAUUCAACUCAUUAUACAAUUGUAUUAAUUCCGAUUUCUGCUUAUUUUUUGUACAGUUCUCCACAAGUAGCUAGAAAAAAGGAGGCAUGUUUCAUCUACUAUAUACGUAACUAUUAAUCCAUUUAUAUUUAAAUCACAUAUGGUUCAUACAUAAAAUAAACAAAACGGACCCUAAUGCACUACCUUGUGGUACACCAAAAUUAAUUCGCUUUUUAUUGCUGAAUACGCCAUUUAUAGUUUCUUCUUGUUUUCUGUUUUCCAAAUAGCUUCUAAACCAUUAUAGACUUUCAAUCACUAGAUCAUAACUUGGCAGUAUUCUGAUUAGUUCAAUGUGAUCAAUAGUAUCAAAUAUUUGCUAUGUCUAAAAAAAAUCGCUAUUAUAUCUUCUCAUUAUUGUCAAUUUUUUGUGAAAACUCAGUAGUCAAAGCUCUAAUCGUGCUCUUAUCGGAUCUAAAACCAAAUUGGGUUUUGGAAAAAAAUGCAUUACUUACUUUCUAAAUAGGAUAUAAGUCUGGUUUUAAUUAUUUUUCAAACAUUUUUUGAAAAAAUUAUAGAGCGUGAAAAUAGGCUUAUAGUUUGAUAUUGUUUCUUUGUUUCCUGAUUCAAACAAAUGUUGAACAAUGGCAAAUUUAAUUUUUUUAGGAAAUUUACUUGGUUCAAAUGCAUAUUUUUAAUACAUGGAUUAAAGGCUUAAUAACAAUAAUAGAUAGGUAUGUGCUUUAGGAGUUAAACAUAUAUUUGAUCGAAACCAGUGUCCAAAACCAACAAGACUAACAUUAGCAAAAUAAUCAUUAAAAACAUUAGCUUAUCAAAAGGACACAUUAUCGGAUAACUAUUUUAUCUGAAAUUGUGUCAGUAUUUUUACUAUUUUUCAUUCCAAUUAUUUCAUCCACUAAGUUUGUUUAGGAUUACAGUAUACCUUAGAAAAGUUAUUUUUUAUAAAAAUUAAUUUUAGAAUUUCUUAUAAUUGUGUUAAAUUUGUUUCUACAGUUGUUAAAAAGAAUACGUAAAUUAAGAUUGAAAGAAUAUUUUUUGACUUUUUUGAUUAAUCAUUUUAAUGACGUGAGGUAAACAAUUUAAUUAUCAUCCAUUAUUUUAGUCUUUAAUUUUUAGAAUGAACCUUUUUCAUGCUGCUAGCUUUCUUAAUAGCAUUAAUGAUUUUCCCGUAAAAAAUAUGAACACACUGAUUUACAUUAGUUGUGUUUAAAUACACAAUAGACAAUACAAAUAUAUACAAUAUAUAAUAAUAUAUAUUAUAAUGUUCGUAAUGAAUUACAAAUUUUAUUAGGUAUAUAAUUUGAUUAUUUGGUUCACGAAUAUUUAUUAAAAUAAUAGUUUUUAAUCUUAGUGUAUAAUAAUUUAACCGGAAAAUUAUUAUUAUUUAAGUGUUAUGAACAAUAUAAUAUAAUACUUUAAAAAAAAAGUCUGAUAUUAUAACUAUAUAAUACCUAUACUCGUAUAAUUAUAUUAAUCGCAGCAGUAUUAUUAAUAACGUACUAUGUAAAAUAAUAAAAUAAUCGUACUACAGUCGAAGCCUCAGAAGAUUUUUAAUAAUCAUUUUUUUUCUUAUUUUUUUUUUUUUUGGAAGUCGUCCAAUAUACAGUUAUAUACGUAGGAAUAAUAAUUUUGAAUUCGCCUCCUUUCUCUUUGCACUUCAAUUUAUUAUAACGAUUGUAUACAAAUAUAACAUAUGGCCGUCGUCGUAACAGCCGAAUUUAUUGUCUUUCUUUCUACAUAACGAGCAAUGUAUCAUGUAUAUAACGAAAAUGUGUUGGCGUUAAACAUACACGUAAACGUCUUUACAAUCGAUUUUAGUCGUGAUAAAAUUUGUAUUUGACAACAUUUCGAAGAUAACCUAGUGACUCGCUUAGAAAUUUCGGCAGGAGUUAUGAUCCCCUAACCCCCCCCCCCGUUCUGUGCGCAAGUGCACCACUGCUAGCGAGACCUCGUCGUCGUUUUUUAAACAAUUUGUAUUAGUACAAAGAACUAACACUGUUGACGGGUGUGCUAUGUAUUCAUAGGCGCAACCAGAAGGGUGCUAGGGGGUCUUUAGCUCCCCAAAAAAAACCCAAUUAAGUUUUUCAUAGUAACGAGCAAUUAACGAGCAGAACAAAAUACAAGUUUCCUACAGACAAUGCAUAUGUGCAUGAAAAAUAAUAUUAAAAUAGUCAUGAUAAAUUUGUAUAUACAACAUUGUAAAUGAAAGUAAAAGUCGUGUAAAGGGGUUUGUGGGGGUAUAGCCUUCAUGGAUCUUUGAUGUGUCCAUAAUUUUAACACCCCUAGAGUUAGUGGUUUAGUUGCACCUAUAUAUGUACUGUUGUAGUAGGGUACUAGGGUAAUAAUCGGGAAGGCAUAGAAUAUACAGAGCAAUUUAGUUUAUAUACUACAUGCAACGAUAAAUCAUUGCGAUCGAAAACGGAAUAGUAUAAGUCGUGUUUUCCCUUGUUAUUAAGGUCUACCCAAAAAAUUAAAAUACAAAAAAAAGGACCUAGGUUAAGUAAAAACAAAAAAACAUAGGAAAAACACAGUUUUCCAUUCUUAAGUUAAUAUCACCACUAGUUGAAAUUGUUUUCUCUAUCUUCCCAGGAAAGCAUGGCAAUAUGUCAAGUAUGUUAACUAAAAACAGUGUAAAAUGAUUUUGGGAUUUAAAAACCCAUUUUUAAUGACCAACAAAUAAGAAUUAUCAGAAAUUUCUGAUGAAAAUAUUUAGAGUACUACUAAAGUAGAAAAGGAAAUAGACAUUUUAAAUUUAAAAAAUGCAGAAUUAAAAUCAGAAUUAAUUUAAUUUUGCUCUUCUGAAAAACUGUAAAAAAUGAGUUAUGACAGUUUUCGUUUCUGGAGUCAAUAGGUAUGUUUAUAGAGAAUAAUUAUUAUUGUACAUCGGUGACGGGGUUUUUUUUUUUUAAACCAUGGUCAUCUCGUAUAAUAUUAAAUGUGUUUUAUCCCCAAAACCGAUAUUAAAGGUCUCAUUUGAAGGUGUUUUAUGCGUGAAUACUAGGUAUAUUAUAAUGACCUUUAUAGAAGGACCACUGCAGAGAGGCGAAACGCUGCAGUUGCGCCUUUUAUAAAACACAUCGUAGGCAUGAAACAAUAAAAAUGUAGCUGCCUACGUAAAUGCACAAAACAAAUACAAUAGAAUUUGUUUGCUAUCGUGUGUUGUGUGUAGGUAUAUAAAAGCGAAUUAGUCACGAUACGAUACUUAAUAUUAUGUAAGCCGUGCGAAUAACACAUUCGGUGGACCAGACUUCUUAUAUAUUUUUUAAUUAGUACACCUAUAAAGCAAUAGACUUGCGUAAAAAAAAAAAACAAUAAUAAUACUAUACGGUAAAUUAAUACACUGUAAAAUUACCGCUGCAAUAAUAGGUACAUCAGUUCAAUAUAGUUAUAGGUGGUAGUAGUAAUGCAAUUUUUUACGCACGCACAAUACAUGAGGGAAUUUCGACAAAAUAUAUUUCACCAUGUGUUGAGAAAUUUGGUCGACGAUCGUUUUUAGAAAAAAAAAAAAAAAAAAAAAAAAAAAACAUAAUUUUCUAUAGAAUGUACUGUUUGGUGUACAAGUUGGACAAGAAAGGUAAAAACCGAUAACAAUAUUGCGGUAUGCGUGAACGGGAUUAUGGAAACGAAAAUAUUAGGUAUAUGUUUUACCCAUAAUUCGUCCUCGGGGAUGGUAAAAAAAUAGUUUCGAAACCGAUAAUCUUAAUAUUAAAAUUUUUUCAUUUCGAGUUAGAAAAUUAACGACAGGUUAUCGUAAUAAUAAUAUGAUAACAAUUGAUUGCGGAAAACCAUAUUUACGGUUACCUUACUACUCUUGAGAAAGUCUCCUCCUAAUAAGGUGUCCACAGGGUAUAAAGUUAAAUAAAAAAACUAUAAACGGCCUAAACAAUCCAAUAGGUACCAAGUCUCGAAUUAUCUUUCAUAAAUUGUACGCAUAGAUGUCGAUAAAAUAUUUAUAAUAAAGCAUUUAUAGUAAAAUGUAAAAAAAAUAUAUCAUAAAAGUAUUUUAUAUCACUCGUACUCAAUAGCUUUCACCUAAAAUGGGGUGAAAAAAUGAGGGCUAGAGAAGCGAAGUUCCCCGUUGAGAAUAUUGAUUUUCCCGUAUAAUUUUCGGUUUUUUUUCUCGGUUAAAACAAAUAGCACAAUAUAAACCUAUCUAAAUAUUUACCUUAUAAUACCUCAAGAACCUUUUUUAGAUUCGAAGUGUAGUAAAGAAUGUAUUGGUAUUUUUUAUUUUUUUCAUACUGUGUACAAUAAUUCUACUAGAAAUCUUGCUCCGAAGUAUCAAGUAUAGCACCUUUUUUGAAAGGGAAUUUUCCUGAGAUGGUACUUUAGGGAGGUAAUUUUUUGAUUUUCCAAAGAGUAUUCCCGAUAAAUGACGAAAAACGGAAACAUAUACGAAAUAUAGGCAUAAGUAAAAUUAUAAAUUAUAUUAUUAGACAAAAAACCAUCAAUCACAACAUUAAAUGAUCUAUUUGAUAAAUACGAAGAGAGCCAAGAUAACAAUGGAUCACCAAUACUAAUUUCUUUUUAAUUUUAACAUUAAAAUACCGUGGUCGACCGAAACGAAAGCCUUCUUAAGGUCCAUACAAACUACAUCCACGUGACCGCCCGAUUUUGUGACAUCAAUUAAAUAUCAAUAAAGUACAAUUACGUCGGUUUUCGUUGAUUUGGAUUUCUGAAAGCCAAACUGUUCAUCUAUUAAAAUAUUUUCAAAAAGUACAGAUAUUUUGAGUUCAACAAGUUUAUCCAAUAAUAUUGGUAAAUAACUUAUAAUAUAACUUAACGGUAAUUAGUAAUCUCAGAUUUUGGAUUUUCAAUGAUAGCCCUUUUUCUGAAAGGAAAUCGGACUGGGAAGGUAUUUUAAGGAGGUCAUUUUUUCGAUUCUUCCCAUUUAUUGGAAAACCUCCUGGGAAAAUUACAGACAAAUAAAAAAUCACCCCUAUAGUUUAUUUUUUCACACUCAUUUUAUAAUAACUGUUUUAAAGGCGAAAGUUUGACAAAUUCGUAAAAAUGUCGAAAAAUAUUGUCAUUUAGUUAAAAAUUGAAUUGGUAAGAACGUAAUAAAAACGUUCAAUAUAAAUUGAACAACAAAUAUGUUUAGAACUCUCGAAAUUGCAUAUUUCGUCGAUUUUCACCUCGCUGUUCCUAUCCGAACAUAUUACCCAGUAAUUUUUUACCCUGUUCAAACGAAUAUGAACAAAUUAUACGAAUACAAACGUCCUUAUUAUUAGAUAUUAUAAUAAAGUAUUAACUACCGAUAGAGAACAGCUGUGCGUCAAAACGUUUUAAACACUAGUAUUUAUAUUUCGUGUUUGUGUACACACACACUCCCUCCGUCGCGUCGUACAGUACAACGCCCAAGUAUAGAAACGUCGAAUACUGACAAUUAAAAUAAAAAAAUAAUACAAUAUACACGUAUGAAUUAUUAUUAUUAAAUUAUAAUAAUUGAAAUUAUCAAAAUCUAAGUACUUAGUUUUGAACUCGUUCCCGUUCUCGCGCUCGUCUCGGCUGCUUCUUCUCUGCGGGGUUAUCAAUAAUAAUAAUAAUAAUAAUAAUAAUAAUAAUCCCGUGAUAAUGUGUCAAAAACGCUUUCAAGGUUAUGUUUAAAUUGCUCGUAAACACUCAGAAGAAUGACAUUUGGUCGGACGACCGUUUAUCAGAACGAAUAUCUAAAUUUUAAUUAUAAUGGUAACAGUCAUAACUAUUUCAGUGUUUGUCGGCCAUUGAAAAUCCGAGUUUUUCUUUUACUACCUAUAACUAUAGUGUCUACCUACUCAGUUGAAUGAUGACGAUAGUAAUUAAAAACAAUAUUAUGACGUUUUUUAUUAGCUAUCCAACUGUUCGGCCGAAUCCACAUCUGAUGGAAUAAUGAUGACUGAACAGCAGCACAACACUGCCGUGCUCGAAGUGUCAGUCGAAGAAAAGGGCGUUACACCGAUGUCUCCGACUCUUUUGAACGAUACGUCGCCUACGGUAAAUGUAAAUAUAUCACAGUUGAAACUGGUUCAUAUCUACUUGGUUGCAAUUGACAUUGAUCAAAAUAAUGUUGUAUGUGUUUCAGUUAAUUUCAUUCCCGUCGGACAUCAAUGACUUUCAACCAAAAUUAGACUUUCGAUAUGAUAUUCAAGUGCAUGUUGACAAUCCCCAAAAGAUCAUUGAACCACUGGAGACUUAUAUCACGUACAGGGUAACCACCAAGGUACUUAUUAAAUUUACUCCUCAUUCCCUAGGUAUACAGAAGUCUGACCUAAUUUAUUUGUUUUAGGUCAACAGAACUGACUAUCCACACAAAGAAUAUGUUAUUCGCAGGCGUUACAAUGAUUUUGUGUGGCUCAGACAGAACACUGCCACAGAAUAUCCUGAUCGCAUUGUACCAGUAAGCCGUGUGAUCGAAAAUAUUAUAUUCUCUUUUGAAAAACACUAUAUUCAUUAUUACAGCCCUUGCCAGCCAAACACACGAUUCUCGGCCAGUUGGACAGGUAUUCAAAAGAGUUUGUUUCAUGCCGAAUGGUGUUAUUGGAACGUUUUUUGUCUCGUGUAGUUUGCCAUCCUAUUCUCACUGAAGAUAAACACCUGCGAAUAUUUUUGACUGCAAACGCUACAGUAUAUAUCUAUUUAAUAUGAGAAUAAUUUUAAAAUUUGUAAAAGUUUGCAAUUUAAUUAUCUUAUGUUUAAUUUAGGAGUUUGCUAUGUAUAAAAAACGUGGUGCAGGUUUACUGAGACGCAUGUCAAACAGUCUGAAUACAAUUUCUGUGUCAUAUAAUUCGAGACAGGUGGACUUUGAGUUUGAUCCCAUUAGAAGUCAUCUUCAAGGGCUUUCUGAAAAAUUAACCAUGUUAGAAAAAGUUGCUCAGAGAAUUCACAAAGAAAGAAAAGGUACUAUGUUCAAUAUUUUAAAUACAAAUUAUAGAAAAGUGUUUCAUUUUUUAUUUAGAACUGUGUGUGGAAUCUCAUCAACUUGGAGCUGCAUUCAUCGAGUGGUCUUCUAACGAGCAAUCUGUUUCUGUUGCAUUAUCUCGAAUUGGCCAUACUAUAAAUGCCAAUAGUUCUGCUUUACGUCAAUAUUUAAUAUCAAAUUUUAUAUGUGACUGGGCACAAGUAAUAAUAUGAGAACAAAAAAAAAAAAAUAAAUAAAUAUUUAACAAUUUAUUUUAAUAGCCACUUAAGGACUACGUUAACUAUAUAGAAUGUGUCCGAGAAACGCUCGGUAAAAGAGACUCACUUCAAAUACAGUAUGAACAAUCUCUCAUGGAGUUGGAGAAGAAAAAGGCUGAUAAGGAUAAAGUAAAUAAAAAUGUUUUGUAUUUAAUAAAACGGCCAUAACUUCUUGAAUUAAUCUUAUUAGGUUGCUAAUGACGAAAAGCCACUGAUGUCAUUCUGGUCAAAAUCGGAAACUGACAAAGAAGAACAAAUGGAGAAGAUGAGUCAAGUUAUCCCUAAAUUAGUUUCAAUUGUCGAAACUAAUCAAGAACGGUUAGAUGCCUGUAGUGAUGUGUUUAGACAAGAGUAUGGGCUGUGGAAGUGCCAAAAAAAAACAGAUUUCAAAAAUAUGCUGACUGCAUUAGCCGAAAGCCAUAUACAGUAUUAUCAACAUGUGAGUAAUGAUUUUAUAAUGCAUGUGAGUGGCAAAAUGUUUAAAGGCAGCAUUCUUUUUUUAAAUGUUUGGUUGUUUUUUUUUUUUUAGAGGAUUAUUUUAAUACCUUUUUAUACAAUUAUAUACAUUUGAUAAAUCCUUAUCCAAAUCAAAUAGCUUGUGGUGAUCUAAAUAAUAUCUGACUAUUGUAAUUAACUUUUAAUGAAAUUACAUUUUAUUCACAGGAAAUGUAUAUCUAUAUCUAUGGGGUGAUCAAUUUAUCAAAGACACUCAUUGUCUUGGAAAGUAUUAAUCUUUUCCUGUUAUUUAUUUUCUAGACCGAUGGUUUCCUAUCUUUUCAGGACCACGAACCACAUGGUUUGAUUUUUUAAAGAGUAGUUUAUGAAAACACCAGGGAAAAUCAAAACAUUAUCUCCUUAAAGUACUACCCCAUUCAGAUUUCCUUUCAGAAACUUGAAAAUUAGAGUGAAAUUGCUGGUAGAAAAGUUGUUCACAGAUAAAAAAAAAAAUAAAAUAAAUAAAUAAACACAAUUGUAAAACCAAUACAUUCCUCGUUCUGUUCAGUAUCUAAAAAACAUAAAUUUAUUGAAAUCUGUAUAUUCAAAAUAAUUUUCGCGACCCACCAAAAAUUGACUCUGGACUCACCAGUGGGUCACAACCCACAGUUUGAGAAACACUGUUCUAGAAAAUUAAAAAAACAAGCUGAUACAAUUUUAUAUUUAUGUUAUUUUUUGUCGCCCUUAUUUUUAGGGGUAAAACCAAUAUCUACUAUUGAUUUUCAAAUUAUAAAUCUAUAAAUAGAUGAAGUAUUAGUUAAAAUAAAUUUUGGUGUUGACAUUUUUGAUUUCCAUCAAUCUGCUGAUGAGAUAUUCCAUUUUUAAGUUUGGGUUAAAGAGAGUGGUGGUGUAUUAUUAACAUGCCGCAAGUCGUACCGCCACACAAAUGACACUCUAGUACUCUCCUCCAACCCAAACUUAAAAGUGGAAUAUUUUAUCAGCGGAUUGACAGAAAUCAAAAAUAUCAACACUGUAAUUUAUUUUGACUAAUACUUAAUUACCUAUUAAAUAAUACUUAAUAAUCUAUUAUGGAAUUUUUAAUAUAGGUUGCCAUUUGGAAAUCCAAAGUAGGUAGUGGUUUUACUUCCAUAAAUAAGGGCGACAAAAAAAAUAAUAUAUAAAUAUAAAAUUGUAGAGAAGUUUGUUUUUUAAAUAUUCUAGAAAACAAAUUCUGGAAAAAGUUAAUACUUUCCGAUAUAACUUGUGUUUUACGAUAGAUUGAUCACUCUGUAUAUGAUCUAAAUACUGAAUAGCAUAUUAUUAAUUUUGUUCUCAUUUAGUAUAUUGCUUACACGUUUUAUAUGUUAUUCAUGGUUUUUUAACAAUAUUAUUUAUUUUUAAUUGUGAGAAAUGAAUUUGUAAAUUGUAAAUGUAAUUUGUAAAUGAUGAAAAUAUAAAUUUGUAUCAGUGGUUAAUGUGUUGACAUUAGUAUUAUAUAAAAGAGACAAGGAGAUAAAAGAAAAACCACAACGAGCUAAAUUAUUAUUACUAUUGUAAUUAUAGUGGUAGAGCUGCAUUCGUAAUGCCAAUGGUUGAACAUACUGCAUGAUAGCUAAAAUCUUUAAUAAUAACAACAAUAAUCUUUAUUCUGUAAACUGAUAGUUAGUUAUAGAUAUUUGUUAUUGUUUCUGUAUAAUAAUUUCACAGGAAAUUUAUUUAAUUAUAAAUUUCUCUAAAAAGCUAAGCUUUACAUACUUUGCAACUAACAUGUUAUAAAUAUAUUGUCUCUUUAUUGUUCUAACUUUACAAAGUUAUUUGUUACAGUGUGCAACAUCGUGGGAUUUGGUGUUUAAACGAAUGGCAACUGAAUAAAAUAUUGAGCUUAAUCAUUUGAUAAACGAAAAAAAAAAACUUGGACAAGGUAUAUAUUAAUAUAUAUACAUAUAUAUAUUUUUUUGUUAUAUUAUUAUUGUUAUAAAAUUGAUUGGUUAUAAGAUUUCUGGAUAAGAAAUUCAUUAUUGAUCUAGUGUAAAAAAAUAAUUCAUACCAUUGUACUUGUACAAUUCACAUCCACACACACAGAGAUAUUAUAUUAUACAUUGUUUUUAUUUUGUUAAUGUCAUAAUCAUUCCAUGAAUUUUAGUUAUUCAUUUUACCAAAUUAUUAC
This is a messenger RNA of Cinara cedri, 39629 nucleotides long. Lineage: Eukaryota; Metazoa; Arthropoda; Insecta; Hemiptera; Aphididae. The record is from the annotation of a GenBank genome assembly.